This is a messenger RNA of Rhizopus microsporus ATCC 52813, 1451 nucleotides long. RefSeq lists its product as uncharacterized. Lineage: Eukaryota; Fungi; Mucoromycota; Mucoromycetes; Mucorales; Rhizopodaceae. The record is from RefSeq and is a predicted model, not a curated record. The transcript has 2 exons. The coding region runs from base 243 to 1220 and encodes 325 amino acids.
AUGAUCAUUUUUGAAAUGUAUAGAGUAACUGAUAGAAUAUAGAUAACACAGGUAUUGGUAGAAGAAAGUCAUCGCUCGAUCCUUUAGCAAGCAACAAGAAUAUAUUGAAGCUAAAUAACAAUGGAAGAAAGCUGGGUAGCAAUGGUGUUUCUGUUACAGCAAAGAAGAUAUCCAACAAUAACAAUAGCAAUAACAAUACGGCAACAACAAUCACGACAACGACAACCGCAGUGAAUAUUCCAAUGGAUAGUAAUAACAAUACGUCAUCAUCCAUACCUACCGCGCACUCAUUUCCUUCACGUACAAUGCCUAUUCAGAUACAAAGAGUUCAUAGAGCCAACUCAAAUCAACCCUUUGACUUGGAGCAAAGACAAAAGAGGUUAGACGAUCAACUAGUUAAAGUAGAUUUUGAUGAUAUCACAGUGUCUGAGCUAAAAGAGAUGCUACGUCAAAGAGGCAAACCGGCAACAGGCAAAAAGGCUGUCCUACUACAAAGGCUGCAAGAGGAACGUGAUUUUAUUCAGCACGCAAGGGCCAAUGGGAUUCCAAUUUCCAAUCGGUAUUUGGCUCAACAGCAGCAGCAGCAUCAUCAACAACAGCAACAACAGUCACCCGUUAUGGAUUCGGCUUCGUUACCUGAAACGAUGUUUUUAUCGAGCUCACCCGCGUCAUUGGGGUCGUUAAAUAGAUCGAUAGCCAAUAUGCACAUUGGAUCACCACCAGCCUCUUCAUUAAUGAUUCCACCUCAAGCAUCUAACAAUAGUAAUAACCGAAGAUACACACCUUAUACAUCACCACGUAAUUCAUUAUCAUCACCUUCUUAUUCAUCUUCUGUACCCACUUCAGGGUACUUGUACAAAAAAUCUUAUGCACCCUUCACCUCGUCUGCACUUGCUACCCCUGAUCGAGACGACGAUACUAAUCCAUUUGAUGACAUGAACAACACAAACACUGCAUCUGAAGAUGCCAUGAAUCCUAUGGAAUGGACAGAUCCUUCAUUAGAAAUCAUGCUUCAACAACAACAACAACAACAUCAGCAUCAUCAAGAACAAGGACUAGGGCAAGAAUCUGCGCCUAAAUUUACAGAUGAAGAGCUUUUAACAUUUUUAACAAGCCAAGGGUUUGACAUGAACAACAACAGCCAUUAUUUUCAUUCACAACAAGAAGAGCCAUUAAUGUUUAAUAAUAGUAAUCGUGACCAUCACUUUAGUCAUCACUAAAACAAGAUCCCCCUUUCCCGCUUGUUUGCAUUAUAAUAGAUAUUACAACAAAAAAGUGUCAUUAGUUGCCAUAGCAAUAGCCAUCAUCAUAGUAACCUUAAUAGAAAUUUUAUUUAACAUAAGAUUGGUUUUGUGUAAUUGUAGCACAAAUUCUAAGAUAUUCAUUCGAAUUCACACACAAUAGGCCUUUAACAUUGACACUGAGAACAGGUCACAUGUUUGAUUGUUCUU